Puntigrus tetrazona (Sumatra barb) is the source of this 1462-nucleotide messenger RNA. RefSeq lists its product as uncharacterized. The transcript has 6 exons. Gene Ontology annotation, cellular component: cytoplasm; plasma membrane. The coding region runs from base 138 to 1046 and encodes 302 amino acids. NCBI's taxonomy places the organism in Eukaryota, Metazoa, Chordata, Actinopteri, Cypriniformes, Cyprinidae. Gene Ontology annotation, biological process: protein transport. The record is from RefSeq and is a predicted model, not a curated record.
UGAGCCCUCCUUCAGAAAAAACAGGUGUAUUUUUAAAAGACGAAUAUAAAACAGAAGAGAUUAUUACAGCUCCAGUCAUCGUAGAAAUAAGCUUACAGCAGCAAUAUAAACUUAGAUUUAACCUGUUGUACCAGAAAAUGACGAUCAGGAAGUUCGCUAUUGAGUACGACACCAUAAAUGAUCGCAACACCUUUAGCAAUCAGGAUAUUUUGGUGGGCAGAGUUAUCGUGGACGUGUCAAAGAAAACCAAAAUCAAUGCUCUGACUGUCCAGGCGAAAGGCAAUGCAAAUGUGUCAUGGGAUGAGACGCCAGCGGAAAGCACUGUGACGUACUGGGAUACAGAAAAGUAUUUCUCACUAACUCGGUCUGUCUUACCGGAGGAUAACACAGAUGGCUCUGUAACUCUUGUGGCUGGUAGACAUGUCUUUGCUUUUGCCUUUCAGCUUCCCGACCAGGGCCUGCCUUCAUCCUUUAAAGGUGCUCAUGGUAAAAUCCAUUACCAACUUUUAGGCAAGUUGAGCAGGUCUAUGCGUUCAGCCAGCGAAGCUAAAGCAAAGUUCACCUUCGUGGCCAAAGCUGAUUAUGAUCAUUCAACAUUGAUGGCACCUCAACAUGGCAGUAAAGACAAGAAUGUCAGUUUUUUUGCCUCUGGAAAUAUUUCAAUGAAUAUUUUCUUGCCAAAGACAGGCUACCAGCAAGGUGAAAGACUAGUCGUCAACGGUGAGAUUGUAAACAGCUCAACUCGAAAAAUUGUGCCAAAGUACAUUAUCUACCAGAAACAAAGUUUCUUUGCUGGAGGCCAGAGAACUGUUCAUACCACCCAGAUACUGAAGGAUAAGGGAGAACCUUUAAAAUCCUCCACCAGACAGAAUCUGUCCAAAGUAUUAGUCCUUCCCACAGAAAUCAGCACCACCAUCCACAACUGCCGAAUCCUCAAAGUCGAGUACAGACUACAGGUUAUUUUGGAUGUAUCGUUCACUAAAAACCCCAUGGUUAAACUCCCGUUUAUCGUACUUCCUCUACAUGAUGGGACCUCAAAGAGUUGAAGGCUGGACUACACACAGACCUGUCCAAAAUGAAUAUUUUUAAAUUAAUAUUAGCAAUGGGCUAGUUUUGUUUGCCCUUUUGAUUUUACGCUUAUUGUAUCCUACUGUGAAAAUAAUGUAUUUUCCAAAAUAGGAAAUCAUAUAUGAAAAAGGGCAUAUAUUUCUCAUAAUUGCCCAAAAUAAAAACCCUUUCAAAAUGUUCUCUACCUCAUGCUGUUCCAGACUUUUUUCAAAAAGAAUAUUAUAUUUCACAGGAGAAAGAACGACAUACAGGUUUGAUAUGAAAUAACAGUAAACGAUAUCAACAAUAUCAUUAACAUUAAAAUGAAGGUAAUCAGAUUUCCUUUUAAAUAAAUGUAUUUCAGUGCUUCCGUCCAUGCAAAAAGAUUACAAUAAUAUAAACAUAAAUGCACAUA